UCAAAAUGAAGGCGCUGGUGUCUGCGUGCUGCUUGCUGUCUCUGCUGGCCCUGUCUGCUGCAGAUCUCCUGACAGGAGCCUCCAUCCAUGAUGAGUCCCUGGUGCAUCUGCAUCUCCAGCAGCCAGAGGGAGACCUCUUCUCCUGUGGCUGUGACACAACGGAGGAGCACUCUAGCCAGAGCUCCUCCAAUGACACUCCGGCCCCGGAGAGGGCCAUGUGUCAGCCCUGCUCACCACCACCAGUUUUAGGCAACAAAGAAGAGGAGCCAACCUCCACUCCAGAGCAUGAAGAGGAGGAGGAAGCAGCUUCCAUCGAGGAGGUGGCAAGUGCUGUAGAAGAUGAGCAGGAAGAGGCAUCUCCUCAGGAAAGGGUAGAAGAGGAAGAGAAAGAGGUGGUGUCUAAGGAAGCAGCUGAGGAAGAGCAAGAGGAGGCUGAGUCAUCGGAGGAUCAAAGUGUGGAGCAGAAGAAAGAAGCAGAGCCUGCGUCCUCUGAAGAAGUGGAUGAGAUAACAAUGGAAGGAGAGGAUGAAGCAGAGGAUGAAUUGUCUCACGAAGGCGUGGAAGCAACAGAACCUCAGGGAGAAGUUGCAAAAGAAGAGGAGGAAGCUGCUGCUGAAGAAACAGAGACACAGGAGGAAACAGAGGCAGCAGCUGAGGAGGAAGAGGAGGAGAAAGGAAUGGAAACUGUUGAUGACGCCGUGGAUGAGGAAGCCGUUGCUGGGGACACAGUCAAGGAAAAGGAAGAAGUCGAGACUGUCCUGGAUGCAGCCGAGGAGGAGGAAGCAGUUGCUGGGGAUGCAGUCGAGGAAGAGGAAGGAGUAGAGACUGUCCUGGAUGCAGCCGAGGAGGAGGAAGCAGCUGCUGGGGACGCAGUCGAGGAAGAGGAAGGAGUGGAAAGUGUCCUGGAUGAAGCCAUGGAGAAGGAAGCAGUUGCUGGGGAUGAAGUCGAGGAAGAGGAAGGAGUGGAGAAUGUCCUGGAUGCAGCCGAGAAGGAGGAAGCAGUUGCUGGGGAUGCAGUCGAGGAAGAGGAAGGAGUAGAAAGCGUCCUGGAUGAGGUUGCGGAGGAAGAAGCUGCUGGAGAUGCAGCCGAGGAGGUCGCAGAGGAAGAAGCUGAACCCCAGGCAGAACCACAGGAGGUUGUCGCAGCAGAUUCUGUACCUGAGGAAACGGAACCAGAAAUCGCAGCAGAACCCGAGGCUGAACCUGAAGUAACUUCAGAGCCUGAGAUCGAGGUGGUUUCGGCGUCUGAACCAGAACCAGAGGUGAUUCCUGAAGUAAAGCCAGAGCCUGUCGUGGAGGAGGUUGCACCAGAACCUGUUGUGGAAGAAGCUGUGGCGGAUGUCCCAGUGGAAUCCACAGAGGAGGAGGCUCCUGUUGUAGAAGAGGCACCUGCUGCUGAUGUUGUUGUUGAGGAGGAGAGAGGCACUACCAAAGGAAAAGAAGCAAAUGGGGCAACGGGCCGGACGUGGAGGGACCGCUCCCACAUUGAGGACACACUGAAACUGGGCACUAAUGAACCCUCAGCCAAGUUCUCAGCUGCCAUGAAGAAGCUGCUGGACAUCUACCACACGGCCAUCAAGCCAAUGGAGCAGGCCUACAAGUACAACGAGCUCAGGCAGCAUGAAGUCACAGAUGGUGAGAUCCCCUCUAAGCCCAUGGUUUUGUUUUUGGGACCCUGGAGUGUCGGCAAAUCCUCCAUGAUCAACUACCUGCUGGGUCUUCACGGCACCUCCCAGGAACUCUACACAGGCGCUGAACCCACCACCUCUGAGUACACCGUCAUAACGCAUGGUGAGAAGUUUCGGUCCGUAGAGGGCAUCGUGAUGGCAGCGGACAGCUCACGGUCCUUCUCGCCCCUGGAGAGGUUCGGGCAAGGCUUCCUGGAGCGGCUGGUGGGCGUCGAGAUGCCCCACAAGCUGCUGGAGCGGGUCACCUUCGUGGACACUCCCGGCAUCAUUGAGAACCGAAAGCAGCAGGAAAGAGGUUACCCUUACAACGAGGUGUGCCAGUGGUUCAUCGAUCGCGCUGAUCUGAUCUUCCUGGUGUUCGACCCCACCAAGCUGGAUGUGGGCGGAGAGCUGGAGACGCUUUUCAAACUGAUGAAGGGUCGCGAGUCCCAGAUCCGUCUCAUCCUCAACAAGGCCGACAGCCUCUCCACCCAGGACCUGAUGCGGGUCUACGGGGCCCUAUUCUGGAGCAUGGCACCUUUAAUCAAAGUCACCGAGCCCCCUCGGGUUUAUGUCAGCUCCUUCUGGCCCCAGGACUACUCUGCCGACACCAACAGAGAGCUCUUCAUGAGGGAGGAGAUCUCUCUGCUGGAGGACCUCAAUCAGGUGAUCGAGAACCAGAUGGAGAACAAGAUCGCUUUCAUCCGCCAGCAUGGCAUCCGUGUGCGCAUCCAUGCCCUGCUGGUGGACCGCUACCUCCAGACCUACUACGACAAGCUGGGCUGGUUUAGUGACCCCUUCGAGGUGUUCCAAGACAUUGUCAAUGACCCCGACAAGUACUACAUCUUCAAGUCCAUUCUGGCCAAGACCAAUGUCAGCAAGUUCGACCUUCCAGACAAGAACGCCUACCAGGACUUCUUUGGUGUGAACCCCAUCUCCGGCUUCAAGCAGCUCUCCCACCACUGCAGCUGGUCCAGCGGCUGUCUGCUGGAGAAGAUCGAGAGGGCCAUCUCGAACGAGCUGCCUGCCCUGCUCAGCAGCGUCGGCAAGACCGCAGGCACGUCCGCCCCAGCGAAGGCUGCACCAGCAGCACCGCCGCCUCUCCCUGGCACCUGCGAAGGUGCCGGGUGUGAAGAGAAACCCAAGAACCGCUGGAGGAGGCAGUGA
Messenger RNA from Pleuronectes platessa (European plaice), 2834 nucleotides. RefSeq lists its product as uncharacterized. The record is from RefSeq and is a predicted model, not a curated record. Lineage: Eukaryota; Metazoa; Chordata; Actinopteri; Pleuronectiformes; Pleuronectidae. Bases 6 to 2834 code for a protein of 942 amino acids. Gene Ontology annotation, molecular function: GTP binding. The transcript is spliced from 8 exons.